AUGAAGGAGCUUAACGAGAUUCAAGAGCUCAUGGGAUGGCCCAAGGGACUGCUGGUGAUGACGGUGAUCAAAGGGACCCACCUGCCCAAGACGGAUACGAUCGGGCUGUGCGAUCCUUUCGUGACGAUUUCUCUUGGAGAGCAUUCCCUCAAGACCAGGCAUGUGAGAAAGACUCUCAACCCCACCUGGAACGAAGUCCUCGAGCUACCCGUCGACGAUGGUGAAGAAAUCAUCGGCAAGUACAUGCAGCUGAGUGAGAAGAGUCUUGCGGAUGCUAGAAGGACAGCUUGCUUAUCGGUCCAACUGUAUGAUUGGGAUGUCACAGGUAGCGAGCUGAUAGGACAAUGCACAAUCGAACUUUAUGCCCUCAUGGAGAAGAUCUCAAGGCCUGAUCGUUUGGGCUUCGACGGACAACGCACGAAACUGCUGGUCAGGUUUCGAUUCGUUCUGGACGAAGCAGCGGCCAAGGUCAAGGCAGCUGCGAGGCUUGCGAGAGAAGAGCGGGAGAGGAGAAGACGACUUGCCCUGGCGUUGGAGGAGGAAAGAAGAUUACAGAGUCAAAUCAUCGAAGAAAAUCUGCAAAGGCAGCUGGAGGCGAAGGAAAAAUUCCUUGCGCAGCUUCAAAGAGAGUCGAUGGUGUGCACUCCUGCUUUGAUUCGAUACGAAUCUCUCCCCUGCACAGCAGUCGCAGCAGGUGUGGGUCAUUCCUUGUUCAUCAACGAGAAUGGAGCUGUCUUGUCUUGUGGAUCUGGCGAGUGGGGCCAGCUGGGUCUCCUUCAACCAGGCGUGUCGGACGAGGACCGCGAGAUGGAGGACGAAGACUUCGUCUAUGAGCAGCUCGUGUCACGAGAGAUUCAUUUCCAUCCUUCCCUCUUCGGCAAUGGUCAAAUCAAGAUCGUCCAGGUGGCGGCAGGAGCGAGACACUCGAUGCUGUUGUCAGACUGCGGGAUGGUCUUGUCAUGUGGGGACGGAAGAUAUGGAGCUCUGGGGUAUGACGAGAGGGUGCAGAGGACGCCUAGAAGGUUUGCUGCUGUUGGCUGUUGCUUCCACGCAAAGGAGAUUGACAAUGUCUGGCAUUGUUGGCAGGGUGGACAAGAUCUCAGGGCGUGGGAGGAGCGUGAGCACGGGAGCGUACCACAGUCUGAUCUUGACGGACGGUGCGUCAGUCUCAACGUCCUGUUGGCGAUGUUGAGAGUUUGCGAGCAGACGGUCUACGCCUUUGGCAGCGGGGGGCAUGGACGGCUGGGGCUUGGAGAGGAGACAGACAAGAUUCUGCAGCCCACAAGGAUCCACGGCCUCCUCUCCUACUCCGUCAUGAUGGCGAGCGCAGGGGACUACCACUCGCUGUUCCUCACGAGCGAGCAGGAGGUUUUUGCCACAGGAAGCAAUCAGUUUGGUCAGCUGGGCCUCGCAUGGACGGGAAGAGAGGACAGAAAGAGAUACGUCCUGAGCCCUGUGAGGAUGGAAGCGAUGGUAGGAGUCGAGGUUGUGCAUGUCACUGCAGGUUCUUUGCACUCGCUCCUCGUCGGGAGGGAGGGAGACGUGUUCGCCUGUGGGUGCAACUUCAAUGGUCAGUGCGGAGGAGGAGACAAGUCCGCGUUGGAGGCUCCCACGAAGAUCAAGUUCCUUGAGGGGAUCAAGAUCAUCGCUGCGUCCGCUGGCACCAAGGUGAUAGGGAGGAUCCGGAACCAGUCGCUGGCCAAGGCGUGGGACGCGUGGCUGAGAGAGCUUGACGAGAGCUGCGACAUCUCUGAUUGGCUCAAUGAAGCUGCUGGGACCCAGCAGGAGGACAGCUGGUCGGAGGCGCUGGCGGAGGCGCAGACUCUGCUCACCUGGGUUUUCCGUGACAUGUGA
This is a messenger RNA of Guillardia theta CCMP2712, 1854 nucleotides long. RefSeq lists its product as hypothetical. Bases 1 to 1854 code for a protein of 617 amino acids. The record is from RefSeq and is a predicted model, not a curated record. The transcript has 17 exons. Lineage: Eukaryota; Cryptophyceae; Pyrenomonadales; Geminigeraceae.